AUGCCCUUGAUGCAACAACAAGAGUCCAAUUCCAAAGAGAAAGGUAACGCGAUAGAGGAGCAGUACAAGAAGAUUGUGCACCGAGAUUGGAAGGAGGAUCCAAUUUUCAAUGGCACCAUACCUGAUACAACGGUCGCAUUUUGGUCUCGGAUCAUUCAGUUCCAAACUUCUCUUGGAGACAAACG
Messenger RNA from Paramuricea clavata, 185 nucleotides. The record is from the annotation of a GenBank genome assembly. NCBI's taxonomy places the organism in Eukaryota, Metazoa, Cnidaria, Anthozoa, Malacalcyonacea, Plexauridae.